Messenger RNA from Liolophura sinensis, 1886 nucleotides. Its product is annotated as metabotropic glutamate receptor 5-like. Gene Ontology annotation, molecular function: G protein-coupled receptor activity. Lineage: Eukaryota; Metazoa; Mollusca; Polyplacophora; Chitonida; Chitonidae. Bases 118 to 1578 code for a protein of 486 amino acids. The transcript has 7 exons. Gene Ontology annotation, biological process: G protein-coupled receptor signaling pathway. The record is from RefSeq and is a predicted model, not a curated record. Gene Ontology annotation, cellular component: membrane.
GUUGUACUGGCAGCAAUUUUCUCUGUACACCAGCCAAGUUCGUCAAAUGAUAAUGGCACCAUAUCCUCCGACCAACAACAUGGGCGGAUAUGUGAAAAGGGAAUCCGUUCAGUUGAGAUGUUCUUCUACAGUCUGGAUCGUCUGAAUCAAAACGGCAACAUUUUACGGAAUUUUAAACUGGGAGGCGUUGUUAAAGACUCUUGGUCCAAUGCUGACGAUGCCCUUCGAAGCGCACAAGAAAUCAUCAAAGACCAACCGAAACCGUCAGUGAGUUCAUUCUCUCCCUUUCCUAUGGUGCCUCCUGUGGCUGGGAUGAUUGGACCAGACUCUAUUAGCCAGACCAUAGCAGUCCAGAAAUCCUUAAACUCGUAUGAACUUCCACAGUUCAGCUAUGCGGAAAAAGCUUCCGUGCUGAAGUCAGAGUUCCCGUACUUAGUUCACCUGCUACCCUCCAACACACAACUCGCUAAGGCGUUACUCGACAUUCUUGUGGCAUACAGUUGGUCGUAUAUUUCUGUAGUAACAACUGAAGACUAUAACGGUAUCGACUUACAUAAUGAGUUCACCUACUUUCUGAAGGAGAAUCAUAUAUGCAUUGCCACUCAAGGUAUGCUCCCCAAAGACGCUGAUGAGGCACGUUUUGACGGGGUUAUUUACGACCUGUCCAGAUACGACAAGGCUCGUGUUAUACUGUGUUUAUGUGAUUACCGGACAGUUCGUGGACUAUUACUGGCCAUCAAAAGAAGGGGAAUGGAAGGGCAAUUCGUCAUGGUUGGAGCGAAUGACUGGGUGAGACAGCCGUCUGUAGUUCGGGAUGUAGAGGGCGCUGCACACGGUGGUCUGUCCCUUUUUCAGAGCUAUGAGCCAGUUACCGACUUCGAUGACUACUUUCGUUCAUUACGCCCAGAAUCGAACCACAGAAACCCUUGGUUUAAGGAAUACUGGGAGCAGAAAUUCUCCUGUCGUAUACUCGGAAUGCCCCAUGAUUCGAAUUACAGCAAGGCUUGCACCGGUGACGAGCAGAUUAGAACGGAAUUCGAAGAAAGUCAUGAUUACGGGCUGAUCCAUAAAGCGGUGAACGCCAUAGCUUGGGGUCUGCAUAGGAUUGACGUUCAGGAGUGUGGAGAAAGACGGAAUUGCGACGUCAUGAGGCUGAUCAACGGUGAGCGGUUGCUAGGUUAUAUCAGGCAAACACUUCAACUGGAGAAUUCACCUGCAGGUUCCAUUUGGUUUGACGAAGAUGGGGAGCCCAAGGCAGUCUACGCCAUCCUGAACUAUCAGCACAUAUUCGAUGGUUCGAUAACCGGGAGCUACCGCCCUGUUCAGGUCGGGAUCUGGAACAAUGAUCAACUGGAAAUGGACCAUCAUCCUAUACAGUGGCCCCUGGGGUCGACAAAGGAGGGAAUGGGCCCCCCUCAAUCAGUCUGUAGUCAGCCGUGUUCCAAGGAUUACAUCAGGGUUUUGCAGCACCAGUGGUCGUGCUGUUGGAUAUGUGUGCCAUGUGGACCAGGAGAGAUCUCCGUGGACGAAUACACAUGUGUAGGACUUACAAGGACUGUGCGACCGAAGAUGUUCUAGAUGGUUUUCUGUCGUAUAGGAUCCAUCGUGGAAAAGUCGGUUCAUUUAUAGAGAUUUGCCAAUUGGUUUAUCAAUUUGAUGCAUAUCUGAGAAAGUAGACAUGUUGGUGAAGAAGGACAUUGCAUGAUAACCAUCCUUGUACAUAUGUCCAUUUAUGUAGAAUGUACAAUGUAAGAGCAGUCCACGAUGCAUGUUGCUUCAGUAAAUAAAUCUUAACUAUACGUUUUUUGUUUGGACACGGAGUUAAUGCAAAGAUUAGUAUCUUUCAUUCCAUAAUAUUCAACCCAAUAAACACCAUAUGUGUUCAA